This is a messenger RNA of Aspergillus steynii IBT 23096, 1647 nucleotides long. RefSeq lists its product as uncharacterized. The transcript has 5 exons. The coding region runs from base 1 to 1647 and encodes 548 amino acids. The record is from RefSeq and is a predicted model, not a curated record. Lineage: Eukaryota; Fungi; Ascomycota; Eurotiomycetes; Eurotiales; Aspergillaceae.
AUGCACUCUGUAUGCGCCGUGAGGUCCGAUAGUUAUGACCCCAAGCAUAGGACCAGCCUUGUUGCAUUAGCUCGCCAAUUACAUGAUAUAGCAACGAAUCAGAAACAUUUUGCUCGAGAUCCACUCUGCGUAGGAUUUACGGGGUCGGCACCUUACCGAAUAUAUUUGAUUCAACUCGAGAUACAUGUUCGUGCGGCUGGAGACAGUAAAACAGCAGAUGAGCUGCGAGAAAUUAUUAAUUCUCCAGAUCAAUUUUCCUCGCUUCAGAGGCUUCUUAGCGAGUGGCAGCGACGACAAAAAAGACCAGAUAAACUGGUACCUAAACGCCAUGCGUUCUUUUCUCACUUCAAGUCCUCCGAUGGUGUGCCUCUCAGUGAAAAGCAGGUGAAGCGCCUUGUGACGGCCACAAAACUUUGGGAACUAGAGGAUGAUUGUAUCAUGCAGCUCGAAAAAUGCGCUUUACUAUGGUCACACUUUCCUAAAUUAUUUUGGGACGGUGUAGGCGAGGAGAAUACCAUCAAACGCUGUGUCAAUGACCUAAUCCAGAUGGGAACGGUUAACAAGUCCAAGCGAAAAGUGAUCCUAAUAACUCUGUCCCAGAGCGUUGAAAAAGAGCAGGAACGGAUUCGCGUACAUAGCACAAAGAGAGUAAGAGACAAAAAGAAAAACAGAGACAGCUCCCGCAAGCGAGAAUCCCUCCUCCUCACACGCUCACUCAAUAGCUUGGCCUCGGAGCUUUGGCCUGGCGCCAAUGAUUCCCAGCAGAAGCAGUUGAGAAAGUGCUUCACCGUUUGUUCACGCUACGGUUGGAAAUGGUGUCAGUUGGAAAAUAUUGAAAUAACGCUGUCCCUAUAUCAGAUUGAUUCCAACAGUUAUGAGACUCGAGGUUGGGAAAAUAUUGAGUUUGAUGCGCUGAAUGCAUUUAUCAAGACAUUACCUCAGUUUCGCAUUAGACAGCGUCUAAAAGAAGCUUGGGGCUCUAUUACGGAUUACUACCGCGGAAAAGGGCAGCCAGUGCCGGCUUCUGAGGAAGGCACACAAACGCGAUAUACGCAGCAGCCCACUGUUAACCCAAAUGACACUACGUUUUCCUUCUGUCUUCCAUUAGUUGUCCCUCGGUGCCGAAAACGCGAUGAGGAAAUGUCACGCCCAAUGAAGAAGCACCGACCAAUAACUAGCCAACAGCCUCACGGCAGCAAGGCCAAUGUGCCGUAUUGUAACCCUGUCUCUGGAGCUUCGAUUGCCCAGCGAACUUUCGAUCUCCAAGCUCAGCCAAGUCUGAGCGGUCCCGAGAACCUACAGUCACCCCUAACUACUGGUUUCUCUGCGCAACCAAUACCCUCUGCUCAGUCACUAGUGGCCGCAACGGACUUUUUUGACAGCUCCUUUGAUCUCCAAGCUCAGCCAAGUCUGAGCGGUCCCGAGAACCUACAGUCACCCCUAACUACUGGUUUCUCUGCGCAAUCAAUACCUUCUGCUCAGUCACUAGUGGCCGCAACCGAUUUCUUCAACAAUUCCCUUGACUACCAAGGCCAGGCUAAUAUUAGUAGUCUACAGCAUCUGAUGGCAGCAGAAAACUCUCAAAAUUCAUAUGUACAGGCACCUCCCUCUGCGAUAGAUUUAGGUACAGCUUUUGGCCAUUUGUAA